UCUCUGUCAAAGGUCUUGGAUUUAUGAGUUCAUUUGGGCAGUCUGAAAGUGUGAAACUCCAAUGCCCUUGGUUCCUCUUGCGCUCAACUAACAAAUAUUUUAGCAAACACUUGGUGUGCAUUUGGUGAACGCCGUCGACAAUGUUCUCUGCAAUCCUUCACAAGUCUCGCAACUCCACGUGCACCUUUCUUCAACGUUCGAGGAUAUGGUUCUCGAGCAAGAAUCAAGUGAAGACGACCAACCGAAAGAACCUGUACUCUCGCAUCAGUCCUCUCGGAGACCCUUCCGUCAGCGUCGUCCCCAUCCUCGACCACUGGCUCCUUGAAGGCCACGCCGUCAAGGCCCCUGAGCUCCACAACAUUGUAAAAGAUCUCCGCUCUCACAAGCGCUUCAAUCAAGCACUUGAGGUUUCUGAAUGGAUGAGUAGCAAAGCACUAUGCCCAAUAUCAGCAGGUGACCAAGCCAUUCAGCUAGAACUUAUUGGUAGAGUCCGUGGACUGGACUAUGCAGAGAGCUAUUUCCAUAAUCUGAGUGAUCAAGAGAAAACUGAGAAGCUUCAUGGUGCCCUGCUAAGUUGUUAUGUCAGGGAAGGCUUAGUUGAUAAGUCACUCUCCCAGAUGCAGAAGAUGAAGGAGAUGGGUUUCGCUUCUUCUCUCAAUUACAAUAAUAUAAUGUGCCUCUACAUGCGAACAGAUCAACACGACAAAGUCCCUAGUGUUCUGACACAAAUGAAAGAGGACGGUGUGUCUCCAGACAUUUUCAGCUACAAGGUCUGCAUAAACUCUUAUGGUGCAAGAUCUGACCUCGCUAAUGUGGAGAGACUACUGGAGGAAAUGGAAAAUAACAGCUGUAUCGGCACAGAUUGGGUGACGUAUUCUAUGGUUGCUAACAUCUACAUAAAGGCGGGUCUCGAAGAGAAAGCUCUGGCCUACCUAAAGAAAUGUGAGGAUAAGGCAGAUAAAUGCGAUACUCUUGCCUACAACCAUCUGAUUUCACAUUAUGCAACUCUGCGGAACAAGAAAGCUAUGAUGAGACUUUGGGAACUCCAGAAAUCCAACUGCAAGAAGCAGCUCAACAGGGAAUAUAUAACCAUGCUGGGUUCUCUGGUGAAACUCAAGGAGCUUGGUCAAGCUGAAGAGUUGCUUCGCGAGUGGGAAUCGUCGGGCAACUGCUAUGAUUUCAGAGUGCCAAACAUUCUCCUGAUUGCGUAUUCUCAGAAUGGAUUGAUUGAAAAGGCGGAAACAAUUCUCCGAAGCAUGGUUGAGAAAGGGAAAACUCCUACUCCUAACAGCUGGGCGAUCAUCGCGUCUGGUUAUGUAGCGAACAAGAACAUGGAGAAGGCGUUUCAGUGCAUGAAGGAAGCUGUGGCUGUACGAGCCGAGAACAAAGGUUGGAGACCAAAACCUAAUAUCAUUUCCAGCAUAUUGAGUUGGGCUUCUAGCAACAGAGAUGCUGAAGAAAUAGAAGGUUUUGUCAAUUCCUUUAAGAAUGUGAUUCCAAUGAACAGGGACAUGUAUCUAUCAUUGAUCAUGGUAUCCGUUAGAUGUGGUAAGAAAGUUGAUGGAAUUUUAGAGAAUAUGAAAACUGAUAAGAUAGAGCUGGAUGAAGAAAUAUUGAACAUCCUUGGCUCAAGAUUGUAACAAAAUUUUUAUUUCUUUCAAAAGCAACUAAAUAUAAAAUUAUUUGCAAAUUAAA
Molecule: messenger RNA, 1695 nt
Organism: Arachis ipaensis
Lineage: Eukaryota; Viridiplantae; Streptophyta; Magnoliopsida; Fabales; Fabaceae
Source: RefSeq, a predicted model, not a curated record